Molecule: messenger RNA, 747 nt
Organism: Plasmodium reichenowi
Lineage: Eukaryota; Apicomplexa; Aconoidasida; Haemosporida; Plasmodiidae
Product: exported protein (PHISTc)
Exons: 1
Source: RefSeq, a predicted model, not a curated record
AUUAAUUUCAAGUUGAAUCAAAACGUAAACAUACCUUGUUCGUAUAACCAUAACCAAAAGAAUUCAAGACAAAUGUCUGAACAUUUACAGCAUCAUCAUGUAACAAAUAUUACCUCUCAACCUUUGAGCAGUGAUUUAAAUGAUUAUUCAACAGAAGAUGAAGAAGUGAUGAAUAUCUUAAGUAAUAAUAUGACACAUAAUAACAACUUAACUUACAACAAUAGUAAUGUAAACCAAGUUGAAAACAGGUCAAACGGUGAACAUACAAAUGUAUUAAUUAAUAAUAUGGAAGAUACAGAUGAAAUGAACAAAAUAAAUGAAGAACAAUACGAUAGAUUAUCUGAUGAUGAAAUUAAUGAUAAACUUGAUAAUUUAGAUGAAUCUGUUAGUAAAAAAGAUAUGUAUAUUAUAUGGUUUAAUUUUUCUAAUAAUUGUAGGAAAAAAUAUUAUAAUAUGAUAGAUAAUGUAUGGACACGGUUUGAAUCCUUGUGUUCUUAUCAUAACAUUCCAAAAAAAAUUUUAUUUAAAUUAUGGAAUAAAGCAUAUAAUGAUCUUAUAUGUACACUUCAUAACAAAGAUUAUAUUUCCAUGAAACAAUUCUAUGAAUUAUUUGAUAAAAAUGAAUGUUCACGUAAUAAUUAUAUUCAAUUCAUUGAUGUCUUAGGAGAAUCAUGGUAUAACCUUACAAAAAAAAUGGAAAAUAAAUGGAACACAAUCUUACAAGGAAACAUAAUAAAAGGUACAUAA